AUGGCGGAUGGUAAGAGCGAGAAGCAGGCUACGCUUGGGUAUGUGCGCGACUCUCAAUUGACUAUCGGGCGAUUCUUCGGCUCUAAUGCGAACGCAAGCAACGCACCUAAGAAGCAAACUACAUUAGCAUUUGGUGGGAAGCGGCAAAGAUCAAUCGAGGAUGAUGCCGACAAAUCUGCAGAGCCGGCGACUGAGAAUGAGCCUAAGUCAACUUUGAAUACCGAUGCGCAGGCCGCCGAGUCGAGCAAGGGCCUAAAGCGGGAGAAGGCCGAGGUAGACGAAAGUGAAGAGUUAGAUGUUCAACCUAUCUCUAAGAGGCGGCGCAAAGUGUCCCGGGAGGUAUCUCCUUCCAAGCAGAAGUCGCCUUCUCCGAAGAAAUCUCCCGCCAAAUCCCCUAAGAAAUCUACACCCACUCCAGUCAAAGCUACAGUGGCCACCCCGAGCCCAAUUGUGAAGAAGGCCUCAGGUGAAGAAACACCAGAGGUGGAAAAUGCAUCUAAUAUCCAUGAUGAAGACGCAGUAACGGCUAGCGACGAAGAAGAGGCCAAGCCUGAGGUCAAGAAGAAGACGAUGGCAAAGGUGCAAGCGACAGUGAACGCUAGCGGCAAUGAUCCAUAUCCCGACUGGAAACAAGGCGAGCCUGUGCCGUAUGCCGCACUCUGUACCACAUUCUCUCUAAUCGAGUUGACCACAAAACGACUGAUUAUUCUCGCCCACUGCUCUGCCUUUCUCCAGCAGGUGCUACGCUUGACACCCAACGAUCUACUUCCAACCGUGCAACUUAUGAUCAACAAAUUGGCUGCGGAUUAUGCAGGUAUCGAGCUGGGAAUUGGCGAGUCACUGAUCAUGAAAGCUAUUGGCGAAAGCACAGGGCGCAGCUUGGCAGUAAUCAAAACUGAUCAACAUGAGAUUGGAGAUUUGGGCCUGGUGGCUGCUAAGAGUCGAUCCAACCAACCCACCAUGUUCAAGCCUAAACCCCUCACGGUCAGAGGUGUGCAUGAGGGCUUGCUUGGAAUUGCCAAGGUCCAGGGCCAUGGCUCUCAAGACAAGAAGAUUUCCGGGAUUAAGAAGCUCCUGUCUGCUGCAGACUCUGCAAGUGCUGGGAAAGGUAGCAAGGGAAUUGACAUCACCAAGGACAAGGGUGGACCCAGUGAGGCCAAAUUUUUGAUCCGCUUCCUGGAGGGUAAAUUGAGACUUGGACUUGCGGAGCGAACAGUACUUCCCGCCCUUGCCCAAGCGAUUGUCUCUCACGAGGCUGCCGUCGCUGGUGAAAAGGCUCCCUCCGCGGAGAAGUUAGCUGAAGGUGAAGGGGUUCUCAAGCAGGUCUACAGCGAACUUCCUUCUUACGAAGUGAUUAUCCCUGCGAUGUUGGAGCACGGCCUAUUUAACCUUGCAAGCGUGUGCAAGCUUCAGCCCGGUAUCCCACUGAAGCCCAUGCUUGCGAAACCGACUAAGUCUAUCACCGAAGUUUUGGACCGCUUUGAAGGGAAAGAGUUCACGUGUGAGUACAAAUACGAUGGAGAGCGUGCUCAGAUUCAUUUCGUGGCGCCCGACCAUAUCCAUAAAUACCCGGGGUCUAGCACCACACUACAACAUGACGGUCACGGUCUUUGUGCGAUUUUCUCUCGAAACUCGGAAGAUCUCUCGAAAAAAUACCCUGAUGUGCUGGGGAAGCUGAAAAGCUGGGUGAAGAACGAUGUUAACAGCUUUGUUCUGGACUGUGAAACUGUUGCUUGGGAUACCGUUAACAAAAAGGUGCUCCCCUUCCAGCAGCUGAUGACACGAAAGAGAAAAGAUGUAAAGGCCGAGGAUGUCAAGGUUAAGGUUUGCGUCUACGCAUUCGAUUUACUUUUCUUCAACGGAGAGCCUUGUGUCAAGAAGUCUCUUCGUGAGCGGCGAGAAUUGCUGCAUGAAUGCUUUCAGCCCGUCGAGGGUGAAUUUCAAUUUGCGCAAUUUGGAAAUACCAAUGUUCUUGAUGAGAUUCAAAACCUGCUCGAAGAUAGUGUCAAGGCUUCAUGUGAGGGAUUGAUGGUGAAGAUGUUGGAUACAUCAGAGAGUGGCUAUGAGCCAAGCAAACGGAGUCGCAACUGGCUAAAGGUCAAGAAAGAUUAUCUCGCCGGUGUCGGCGACUCACUUGAUCUCGUUGUUCUGGGGGCUUACUAUGGACGGGGAAAACGUACAUCUGUAUAUGGCGCUUUCCUUCUAGCCGCCUUCAAUCCUAACACCGACACCUAUGAGACGAUCUGUAACAUUGGAACUGGUUUCUCUGAGGCUCUUCUUGAGGAACUUCAUAAGGAACUCAAACCGUUGGUCAUUGACCGGCCCAAACCAUUCUAUUCUCACUCAACCGUUCCUAAGGACCAGCCGGACGUUUGGUUUGAGCCCCGCUUUGUUUGGGAAGUCAAGACUGCUGACUUGACGCUGAGCCCAAGAUAUAAGGCCGCUGCCGAUGAGUUUGAAGGAACAACCGGAGGCGGCAAGGGUGUUUCUCUUCGUUUUCCUCGCUAUAUCAAGGCCCGUGAUGACAAAAAGCCCGAGCAGGCCACCACUACUCGGGCCGUUGCGGAGAUGUACCGAAAGCAAGAGGCGGUGGCCAAGGAGAAUGCGGGCAAGAAAGGUGUAGACGAUGAUUUUGAAUAUUAA
This is a messenger RNA of Penicillium macrosclerotiorum, 2643 nucleotides long. RefSeq names its product DNA ligase (ATP) CDC9. The transcript has 4 exons. Bases 1 to 2643 code for a protein of 880 amino acids. NCBI's taxonomy places the organism in Eukaryota, Fungi, Ascomycota, Eurotiomycetes, Eurotiales, Aspergillaceae. Gene Ontology annotation, biological process: lagging strand elongation; Okazaki fragment processing involved in mitotic DNA replication; DNA biosynthetic process. The record is from RefSeq and is a predicted model, not a curated record. Gene Ontology annotation, molecular function: DNA binding; DNA ligase (ATP) activity; ATP binding. Gene Ontology annotation, cellular component: nucleus; mitochondrion.